This is a messenger RNA of Nicotiana tabacum (common tobacco), 1182 nucleotides long. The record is from RefSeq and is a predicted model, not a curated record. Lineage: Eukaryota; Viridiplantae; Streptophyta; Magnoliopsida; Solanales; Solanaceae.
AUGGGAUUGUUUCCGGAAGUCUACAAUUUUCCGGUUUCUAUUUUGCUAAAGUUGUGGAUGGCUGAAAAUUUUGUACAGAAUUCGGCCACAGAUAACUUGGAGGAAGCAUAUACAAAUUUCUUGGAUGAUCUUGUGAGCAAAAGCCUUGUAAUGAUUUCUAAAUGGAGAGAUAAUGGUGAGAUAAAAUACUGCACUCUUCAUGAUGUAGUGCGUGAGUUUUGCUUGAGAAAAGUUGCAAAAGAAAAGUUUAUGCAGCUCAUAGUCCUGCUUAUUCGGGUGUUGGAUUUGUUGAAUGUCCUUUUGGAGGGACGUUUUUGGGCUAGGGCAAUGCAAGCAGUAACUCACUUGAGGUAUCUUGCAAUUUAUACCUAUGAAUUCAGUUUCCAGUGGGUAUCACACCUACUCGAUCUACAAACUUUGCGGGUGGGAUGGGCUAUUGAAUUAAGCAGCAGGAUAUCCCCUAAGCUAAGGCAUGUGGAUAUCAAGGAAUUUCAAUUCGUAUGGGAAGACAAUGAUCGAAGUUCUAGUGGAGAUUUCCAAAUAUUGAACAACUCAAACUCUUCAUUGUUGAACCGUCUACCCACACCAGAAUUUGAUAUGCCGAAUCUUGAAGAACUCCCACUUCAAUCUCUCGAAGUGGGCUUCUCACACUUUCCAAUCAUGCCUCACUAUGGAAUCGGAAGGGGCGAUUACUGUCUUGUUUUCCCCUCAAAUCUAAAGGAUUUGUCGCUUCAUAGAAUUGUCCUAAUAGAAAAUGUUGCUUCAAAUAUUGCAAGACUGCGAAAUCUUGAGAGACUCAAACUACGUCUAAUAGGCUUCAAGGAUGAAGAUAUCAAAUGUUGGGAUGUAGGUGAUUACAAGUUCCCAACACUCAAAUAUUUUAAUUUAAGGCGUGUUAAUAUGGACGAAUGGUGUUCCUCAGAGGCAUCCUUCCCCGUGCUUGAGAAACUGGUUAUACGUCGUUGUGAGUAUCUUCAAGAGAUCCCGUCUAGCUUCGCGGAUAUCCAAACACUGAAGUUGAUCAGAUUGUGGGGAUGCAAGAAGUCAGUUGAGGAUUCAGCUCUCAACAUUAAAAAAGAAGUAGAAGAUAUCACAGGAUGUGACUCUCUCCAAGUUCAACUUGAUUUUAAAGAUAUGCCCCGUGGUGAUGAUUGGUAUUUAUUUAAAACUGAUAUUUAUUAA